This is a messenger RNA of Hordeum vulgare subsp. vulgare (domesticated barley), 1067 nucleotides long. Its product is annotated as protein N-terminal glutamine amidohydrolase. Bases 70 to 789 code for a protein of 239 amino acids. Gene Ontology annotation, cellular component: cytosol; nucleus. Lineage: Eukaryota; Viridiplantae; Streptophyta; Magnoliopsida; Poales; Poaceae. The record is from RefSeq and is a predicted model, not a curated record. The transcript is spliced from 6 exons. Gene Ontology annotation, molecular function: protein-N-terminal asparagine amidohydrolase activity; protein-N-terminal glutamine amidohydrolase activity.
AGUUGCCUUGACACCCCCACAGGCCACAGCCCACGAGCGAUAAUCUGCCUGCCGACGACUCGCCUCUCCAUGGCUGACGACGGAGCAGCCGCCGGCGUAGACCCCUCUCCUUCCUCUCACCCUAUACAUCCCGCGGCGCCGAGCGACCCGCCCCUCGAUGCCGCAUCCUUCACCCACACCCCGUACUACUGUGAAGAAAAUGUGUACCUGCUAUGUAAGGAACUGAUUAGAGCUGGACUUGCUGAUCCUGCGGGCAAUGACCUUUACGCUGUGUUCAUAUCAAACGAGGAAAAGAAGAUUCCUCUCUGGUAUCAGAAAGCAAGUCGUACUAAUGAUGGAUUUGUCUUGUGGGAUUAUCAUGUAAUCUGUAUCCAGUCUAGGCGAAACAAAGGAGAUGUUCUUGAUCUUGUUUGGGAUUUGGACUCCACUCUUCCUUUUCCUUGUCCUUUCCUCCAGUACGUUGCUGACGCCAUUCAACCACUGGCAUUUGGUGACUCCAUCUAUGGAAGACUUUUCCGUGUAGUUCAUGGUCCAGUAUUCCUUCGAUCAUUCGCAUCAGACAGAAGCCACAUGAAGGACCCCAUGGGGAAUUGGAUUGAGUUACCGCCAAUGUAUGAACCAAUUGUUGCGGAAGAUGGAAGCACGAAUAACCUGAACGAAUACAUCGCCAUGUCUAACAAUGAUGUCGGAGACCUGGAAAGUAUGGUUAAUGAUGUCUACCACAACAAACAUGGUGUGGUGAUAAACGAAACAUUGCUGCCCUUGCUCUUCUCUCGAUUGCCUGAAUGAUGUCCUUGCGAGGAGCUCUUUGGGUUAUCUUGAUUAUCUGAGCAUCGCCUGGAUUUCGUUUCAUGCUGGACUAUUGUCGUCCUUUCAAUAGUUGAGUUCUUACUGUGAGAUCGAUCUUAUGAACCAGACGUGUGGACUAUCUGGAGUUGUUAAUCAAUGGUACCACGCUUGUAUUAUGAUGUGGUGCCAGGCCAUUGCGAGUACAUUAUUUUUCAGAGUCCUAUUUUGUUGUUGCUGUUGAGUUACUCAAACCUGAAAUGAUGAAACUAUUGCGACAA